Messenger RNA from Sinocyclocheilus grahami, 1753 nucleotides. Its product is annotated as hairy/enhancer-of-split related with YRPW motif protein 1-like. Gene Ontology annotation, biological process: regulation of DNA-templated transcription. The transcript is spliced from 5 exons. The record is from RefSeq and is a predicted model, not a curated record. The coding region runs from base 76 to 1017 and encodes 313 amino acids. Gene Ontology annotation, molecular function: DNA binding; protein dimerization activity. NCBI's taxonomy places the organism in Eukaryota, Metazoa, Chordata, Actinopteri, Cypriniformes, Cyprinidae.
UUGUCGGUUCAUACGGAUGAACUUCUGUCUCACCUGACACACGCUGCGGAUACGCUCUGUAAGAUUAUCGAAAAAAUGAAGAGAAAUCACGACUUUAGCUCCUCAGACAGCGAGCUCGAUGAGAAUAUCGAAGUGGAGAAGGAGAGUGCGGACGAAAAUGCCAGCGUGAAUUCUCCCCUCGGAUCAGUGUCUCCAGCCACAACCUCUCAAGUGCAAGCGAGAAAACGUCGCAGAGGGAUCAUUGAGAAGCGCCGCAGGGACCGGAUAAACAACAGUCUGUCUGAGCUGCGCAGGCUGGUGCCCAGCGCGUUUGAAAAGCAGGGCUCUGCUAAACUAGAAAAAGCAGAAAUUUUACAGAUGACCGUAGACCAUUUAAAGAUGCUUCAUGCAGCUGGAGGAAAAGGUUACUUUGAUGCUCAUGCGCUGGCCAUGGAUUACCGUGGGUUGGGUUUCCGCGAGUGUCUGGCAGAGACGGCACGUUACCUCAGUAUCAUCGAGGGCCUGGACAACACCGACCCCCUCCGCAUCCGCCUGGUUUCGCACCUGAACAGCUACGCCUCCCAGAGAGAAGCUCAUUCGAGUUUGGGCCACUUGGCGUGGGGCUCUGUGUUUGGGACGCCGCCCGGACACCUGGCUCACCAUCUCCUCCUGCAGCAGCCACGCAGCACCAGCAGCCCUCCAUCCUCCAGUUCUUCAUCGCCCUCCUCCUCAUCUCCAUCCGCCUCCUCCACAGAGCCGCACACCCCCAGCAGGCUGACUGGCACGGUGAUUACUGAGGCAGGGCAGACAGGACCGCUGCGGGUGCCGCCCAGUACCUCCCUGCACCCUGGGCUCACACCACCUACCACAUCCAAGCUUUCGCCACCCCUCCUGACGUCACUUUCAAGCCUGUCAGCGUUUCCCAUCCCGCUGAGCGCAUUUCCCCUGCUGUCCCCGAGCUCGCUGGGCCACGCAGCUCCCUCCAGCAGCCUGGGGAAGCCCUACAGGCCUUGGAGCAUGGAAAUAGGGGCCUUCUGAACACAAAAACAUGAACGCUGUGAACAGACAGUCAGUUAGAAAUGACUUAUUUUCUGUAACAUCUGACUUGAAGAGAUGGACAGAAGACUUGUACAAAGGGAAAAAGCGAAUACAGAUCCGGUGUACUUAUUCCAAUUACCCUGUCUUUUAAAACUGUCCUGUCUCGGUUUGAGGAGAGAUGAGUUCUGGAGAUGGUCGGGUUCUCGCACAUCAUUUUUGAGCAAAUCAAAGUCUAGUUCUUUUUUCCCUCAGUGGAGCAAGGUAUGCUAAUAAAGAGAGAAAGAGGUAAUUUGGAGCAAAAGCAGAUGAGAUGCAUCACUGAAUGGGUGUUAAUGGAGUUAAACUGAAACCAGAUGUCCAUUUAAAGGGACAGUUCACUCCUUCAGGUAAAGCAAAUGAUGACAGAUUUUUAUUUUUAUUUUUAGAUGAACUAUCCCUUUAAUUAUGUUAAAGAUGGUAAAGGAGUGCUUUGAUCACAUGAAACAUAUAUUUGCAUCCUAAAUCAUCUCCUUCAGAAUAAAAGGCAGGAUUUGUAAGAGAAUGAAAUCAGACUUAUUUUUUGAGGAAAUCUGUUCAGCGUUUCCAUGAAAUUGAAAUACUAUGCAAUGAAGUUGACAUUGAUUUUUGCAGUUUUCCCUCUGCAAAUGUAUAUGAAACCUAUGCAACUGAAUCUGUAUUAGUCAGCUGAACAUGAGUACUUUAUUUUUAUAAAGAUUUUAAGUCAUUUUGGUCAGUG